Molecule: messenger RNA, 1092 nt
Organism: Chelonus insularis
Lineage: Eukaryota; Metazoa; Arthropoda; Insecta; Hymenoptera; Braconidae
Gene: mRpL11
Product: mitochondrial ribosomal protein L11
Exons: 4
Coding region: 287-874 (195 amino acids)
Biological process (GO): translation
Cellular component (GO): ribosome; mitochondrial large ribosomal subunit
Molecular function (GO): large ribosomal subunit rRNA binding; structural constituent of ribosome
Source: RefSeq, a predicted model, not a curated record
AAUUCGAGAGACGAUAUGAAUAUUGAAAUUCAGUGAUUUUUAAACAAUUGUUACAAGAUUUUUCUAAAAUUCCUAUUAAAACUCAAAGAUAUAUUUUUAUUUAAAUAUUAGAAUAUUACUGAGUGAUAUUUGUGGUGAAAUUUAAUUUGUAUGCUUAGAUCACUGUUUGUUGAGUAUAAAACUUUAACCUCCAAUGUUAACAUAUUAUUAAUACUUACCGGCUCACUGGUACAAAACUCAAUCAACUCUAUUUAAGAAUAAUUGAAAAUAAAGAGGAUUGUCAGUAAUGUCGAAAGUGAAUAAAUUGAAAUUAGCCAAAAAAGCCGCUGAAAAGAUAGUCCAUGGUGACAGACUUACGACUUAUAUUCCCGCGGGAUUAGCAUCAGCACAGCCUCCUUUGGGAUCCCAACUCGGACAGAGAAAUCUAAAUAUAGCUGCUUUUAUAAAAGAUUUUAACGAAAGAACUGCUCAUAUUAAGGAAGGUAUUCCAUUGCCAUGUCGCAUAAAAAUAAAACCUGAUCGAAGUUAUGAAUUAGUAAUUCAUCAACCUCCAUCAACUUAUUACCUUAAACAAGCUGCUGGUAUUCAAAGAGGCGCUAUCAAUUCAAAAACGGAAGUCGCUGGUAUGAUUACUUUGAAACAUCUGUAUGAAAUUGCUAAAAUAAAAUCACAAGAUCCACCCUUAGCUAUGAUGAGUUUGAAACAGAUAACUGAAAUGUUAGUAGGAACUGCUAAGACAAUUGGCAUUAAAAUUGUCAGAGAAUUAGAUCCUGAUGAACUUGGUAAAUUUUUGGAAGAAAGAGCGAUUAUUGAUGCUCAACAAAGAGCAGCCAUAGAGGAAGCUAAAGAAGCCAAGAAACUUAGGACAGUUUAAUAAUUCUUUGUAUACCAAUUGAAUAGAUUACAGAUUAUAGUAUGUUUUUUUACAUGAUAAAAUUGUUUCUCUAUUGAUUAUCAGCUAUUAGCAUAAUAAAUAAAUGCAUGGGUGUAUACAUUUUUUGGUUUUUGAAUGAAUCAAACCAUAAAUUAAAUCGUUAAAAAUUAACUGUGAGUAGAGUAAAAUAUGAAAUUAAGUAUUUUUAUAUCGGUUUU